AAAUUUAUGCACUAUGUUUCAUGCUUAUACCGAAUGUAUUGCACUCACGGUUUGAUUUCAUGUUAACAUGUCCCUGUCACACACUUAGCAAGCUAAACCAGAAUAGUAGCGCUGAUAUUUGUAAGUGUACGUGUUGUGUUUGUGCCUGCAGCCAUGGCCGCAGAGGUGCGCUGCCUGAAGGCGCAGCUGGAGGAGAAAGAGAAAGAGAUCACUGCUCUGAAGAACAAGCUGGCACUACUGGAGAAGAGCCAUACGUCAGCACUGGAGCUGUAUGAAAAAGUGACACCCCUAACCCCCCUGACAGCCAAACCAGCGCUCAGCAACGAGGACAUCAUGCGGUACAGCCGACAGCUCCUUCUGCCUGAGCUGGGCGUACAAGGUCAGCUAAACUUAGCCAAGACCUCAGUGCUGAUUGUGGGCUGUGGAGGACUGGGCUGCCCUGUGGCACAGUAUCUUGCGGCUGCAGGCGUCGGACGCCUGGGCCUGCUGGACUACGACACGGUGGAGCUCAGUAACCUGCACAGGCAGGUGCUCCAUGGAGAGGAGAACCAGGACCGAGCCAAGGCUCUAUCGGCUGCCAGCGCAGUUAAAAGGUUGAACUCAACAGUUGAGUGUGUUCCCUACCACCUGCAACUCACAUCGGAGAACGCCUUGCAACUCAUUCAGCAGUAUGACAUUGUGGCUGAUUGUUCAGACAACGUCCCCACUCGUUAUCUGGUGAACGACGCCUGCGUGCUCAGUGGCAAGCCUCUGGUGUCAGCAAGUGCUCUGAGAAUGGAGGGACAGCUGACAGUAUAUAAUUACUGUGGAGGCCCCUGCUACAGAUGUCUGUACCCAGUACCCCCACCCCCAGAGACAGUGACCAAUUGUUCUGAUGGAGGGGUGUUAGGAGUGGUUCCAGGGAUAAUGGGCUGCUUCCAAGCUUUGGAAGUCCUUAAGAUUGCCUCUGGACAAGGCUCUUCCUGUGGACAGCAGCUGGUGAUGUUUGACGCUCAAGACGCCAGAUUCAGGUCCAUCAAGUUACGGCCCAAACAGGCCGGCUGUGCAGUGUGCGGGGAGAACCCCAGUGUUACCCAACUGGUGGACUAUGAGGCUUUCUGUGGGUCUGCUGCCACUGAUAAGUGCCGCAGACUCAACCUCCUUUCCAGAGAUCAGCGGAUCACAGUACAGGAUUAUAAAUCAAUAAUAGACAAGGCAGAGCCCCAUCUCUUGCUGGAUGUGCGCCCUCUUGUGGAGGUCGAUAUAUGCCACCUACCUUUCUCUCUCAACAUUCCCCUCUCAAGUUUAGAGGAGAGGAAGAGUGAACAUAUCCAAUUACUUCAGGAGAGAAUCAGCCAAUUGAAGCAGCAGAUGGAGGGCGAUCGCCAGCCUCCAGUGUUUGUGAUCUGUAAGCUGGGUAACGACUCUCAGAAGGCGGUGCAGGUUAUUGAGAAGAUGAGCGGAUCAGAACUGGACAGUAUCACAGUGAAAGACAUCAGCGGAGGCCUCAUGGCUUGGGCAAAGAGAAUAGACCCAUCAUUUCCACAGUAUUGAUUUGUUUUUGAAUGAUUUUUUUGUUGUCAAUAAACUGCAUUAUGUUUGC
Molecule: messenger RNA, 1582 nt
Organism: Plectropomus leopardus (leopard coralgrouper)
Lineage: Eukaryota; Metazoa; Chordata; Actinopteri; Perciformes; Serranidae
Source: RefSeq, a predicted model, not a curated record